This is a messenger RNA of Condylura cristata (star-nosed mole), 3792 nucleotides long. It is a transcript of the gene ABHD11, whose product is annotated as abhydrolase domain containing 11. Lineage: Eukaryota; Metazoa; Chordata; Mammalia; Eulipotyphla; Talpidae. Gene Ontology annotation, cellular component: mitochondrion. The transcript is spliced from 6 exons. The record is from RefSeq and is a predicted model, not a curated record. Bases 33 to 947 code for a protein of 304 amino acids.
UCGAGGUCCGCGUGGGGUAGCGGCUGGUGGACAUGCUCUGCUGGGCCCGCUCCUGGAGGCGCCCCCACCGGGGGCUCGCGUCCUCCAGUCCCAGCUUCUCCAAGGUGCCCGUCGCACUCAGCAGCAGCGACCGAGGCGGCGCAGAGUCGAGGCCGGUGCAGCUCUCCUACAAGCUUCUGGACGGGGAGGCGGCCUGCCCUGCCCUCGUCUUUCUGCACGGGCUCUUCGGCUGCAAAACCAACUUUAACUCCAUCGCCAAGGCCCUCGCCCAGCAGACUGGCCGGAGAGUGCUGACAGUGGACGCUCGAAACCAUGGCGACAGCCCCCACAGUCCAGAUAUGAGCUACGAGGCCAUGAGCCAGGAUCUGCAGGACCUCCUGCCCCAGCUCGGCCUGGUACCUUGUGUCCUCGUUGGUCACAGCAUGGGAGGCAAGACAGCCAUGCUGCUGGCACUACAGAGGCCAGAGAUGGUGGAACGUCUGAUUGCUGUAGAUAUCAGUCCAGUGGAGACCACAUCUGUCUCAGACUUCUCUACCUACAUGGCAGCCAUGAAGGCCGUAAGCAUCCCAGAUGAGGUGCCCCGCUCCUCAGCCCGCAAACUGGCUGAUGAGCAGCUCAAACCUGCUAUCCAGGACAUAUCUGUGCGGCAAUUCCUGCUCACCAACCUGGUAGAGGUGAAUGGGCGCUUUGUGUGGAGGGUGAAUUUGGAUGCCUUGGCCCAGCACAUGGACAAGAUCAUGGCUUUCCCACCACAACAAGAGUCCUACCCUGGGCCAGCUCUCUUUCUACUGGGUGGAAACUCCCAAUUUGUGCGUCCCUGCCACCACCCUGAGAUUAGGAGGCUCUUCCCUCGGGCCCAGAUGCAAACAGUGCCUGACGCUAGUCACUGGAUCCACACUGACCGCCCGCAGGACUUCAUGGCUGCCAUCCGAGGCUUCCUGGCCUGAGUUUCUGGUAAGAGGGGGUCCAAAACCCCAGGCUUCAAGACCCUGCGGCCUGCUCCACAGUUCUGCGCAGAAGCACUCAGGCAGGCACUGAGAGGGCACAAGACUGCAGGGGUUGUCAUACCUCCUGCUUUAAUGAAUAAAGACGCUGCUCCCAAAGUCCUGGGCUAAGCACUUUCACCACCAGCGACCCCGGGAGAAUUGAUACCAGGGGGCCCUGGCAGCUCCAGGGUUCAUGGGGGCUGUCACACUGCCCCUGGACUCCCUUUGAAGCUGACUCUCCACCUGCUGCCUCACCAGCUGCUGCAUGUCUUCCUGGAGGAGGAGAGCAAGUUCAGGGACUGACCCUGUACCCAUUCCCUGCGCCCCCCAGCCCAGCUGGCACACCCACCCUACCUCCCAGGCCUCCACCUCCUGCCUCAGUUUCAGUUUCUCCUCCAAGACCUCCAGCAGCUGGGCCUCCACAGCUCGCAACUUGGCUCUGCAGUUGUCCAGCUCAGCCUCCACCGCUUGCUUCCUGCAGGUGGUCAGGAGAGUAGCCUGAGGCUCUGGACCUGCAACCUGGUUAUGGGCCCACAGGGUAGCAGGUGCCGCCAAGCCCCUGCCUCAUGACAGUGAGUCUAUGCGGCUCUCCUUCCGGGGACUCCCCCACCCUCUAGCAAGACAGACUCCUGAGGGUGAGCCACCCCUGCCCUUCCACCCCACCCCUAAAGCAGCUACUGCUUCUCACUUGGCGAUGGCUUCAUCUCGCUCCUGGAGGACUUGGUCCAGUGAGAGCUCUGUCCGGGUGUCCCCCAGUGCUCCAGCCACUUGGGAUUCUGGGGUCUGUUUUAGUGACAAGAAGAGGGAGCAGUAAUCUGGGGCUUACCUGGAGGAGGUGCCCCACUCUGGAACUCCCCCCAGGCUCCCUCCCACCUUGACUCAGUAGUGAUAUCAGUAGAGGGAGAGUCAGACUUUCUGUACCUGUCCCCGAGAGUCCCAAUCUCAUGAACUGUGCCAUGAUGGGGGGUGGCAUUUGUAGUCCCUGCCUGGCAUAAAAGCAAGUAGAGGAGGGCAGCUCUCUGUUCAAACUCCUUGAAGUGUUUGGACCCCCAAGGAAAAAACCUGAUCCCCAGGAAAGAGGUUGGUUCAGAAAGACACUUACCCCGUGAGGGCCCCAGACAGAGAGGGUGGCCUGGUAACUGAGACCUGCCAGCAGGGUGGGGCAGGUGAAGACAUGCACUUUGCCCUCCUUCAGGGCAAGGCGCUCCUUGUCAGGCCCCACCCCCUGUGGGUGGCCACUCUUCUGCCUUCCUCCAGAACUUUGGCAACUGCCAACCCUUCCUCAGAGCCUUGUUGAUCCCUGCAGGUAGGCACGUAACUCACCACGAGGGGGCGCACAACUCAUGUCAGGAGAUGCGAAAGGGUCAGAUCAGGGCAGUUUCCAUGUUUGAGAGAUGCAGGCGCUUCAGCCUCCUCCUCUGUAGAGUUAGCAACGGGUACCUUGAAUGGCAUCAUCCAGACAGGAAACACCAGCAGGAAACAGAAGGGGAAAGUUUACCCACCCUGUCAAGUUACUCAUAACAUCUUGAUUUUCCAUCCUUCUAAGCAAUCCUGCUCUCUAUUCCUCCAAUAUCCCCAACAUUCUGAUCCUUGAGUGUGAGUUGGUCUGCUGUGCACAGGGCAGUUAUGGUCUGGGCAUCCUGUGAUCAGGGGGAACCGCCUGACAUUAGAGGUAUUAAAGAGAAUGUUCCCUUUAGAGAAGCCUUGAGCAAGGUCAUGCCUUGGGAACUGGGUCCUCAACUCAGCCCUAAACAGGAAAUACUUCCUCCAGGACACCCUCUGCAGCCAUGACCCCUGGUUGUCCUGGAUCCCACUCAACCAGGUGUGCCUCCAGCAGCCCGCCUUAACAGUUUCUUUGGCUGAACCCCAGGUGAAGAGGAAGGAUUGAGCUCUAUCCCAAACUCUCCUUUUGCUGAGCAAAUGUACCACAUGUGUUUUGGGAGGCUGCGUGGUGCCCAAACAGGACCUCCACUCUCAGGGGCCUCCAGGAUCACAGGGAUGAAACACUGACAGUCCCCUGGCAGGGGCCCAAGGGCAGUGGGGCACAGACACCCUUCAGGCGCAGUCACCUGAAAGGGCUUCCACAGAAGCUUGCCCAAAACAAAUCCUCUAGGCUGGCAGGAGUCCCUCAGGAAAAGGACUAAUAUUCACCAGGCAUUAUUUUUACUAUUUGUUUUGAAACAAUUUCAAACUGCUCUUUACAGUCCAAAAAAGGUUGUUGUUGUUUUUUUUAACCUUUUAAGGUUAAAAAAAAUUGAAUGUGGUAUCAAACAUAGUGCCCAGUUGUCCCAUUCUUCUGGUUUCUCUCCACUUAAAAUAAUUUGCAGACUCUUUGCGUUACAUGACUUCGAAGUUGCUGAAGAUUACAGGGAAGUUACUUUGUAAACUGUCCUUCUGUUUGGGUUUGUCCAAUCUUUCCUCCUGAUUAGACGGCCAUUAUGCAUUUUGGGCAGAAAUAUCACAGAAAUGCUGUUGUAAUCUCAUAUGAAUGUGAACGACGACUGAUAGUAUUAAUGUCAAUCACUUGAUCAUGAAGCAUGAAGGAGCACAGGUAUUUUGAUACUAGGAAAUCACCUUAUCCAUGGUUUGACAUCCAUUGAUGCUCCUUGUCCCAAUUAGUUAUCAUUACUACCAUGGCUCAGAGUUUCAUUUCUUCUGGUUGGCAUUCUGUUAUAAAGAAGAACCCUCUCUUUGCUGUUCAUUUACUCAUAUGUAUGUCAGAGGGGCUCAUGAUUUUUUUUAUUCAAUGGAUGGUCACCCAUUCCUAUUUAUUUUCAUGUUCACAUUCCUCCAGGCUUGAUCAGAA